CAAGAAAUCGGGGUUCUGGAAGGCCCAAGGAUCGUAAACAAAAUCUAACUUCCUAUAUUUCUUCUUUCCAGCGCUACUUGGGUCAGCCGAGGGUAAGUUUUCCCCCAAAAAAUGUUUCUAUUUCGUAACAGUCGAUACCUUGCAAGGAAUUUCAUCAUAUUUGUAAGUACGUCAUAAAAAAAACUAUAAUCCACUUUAGGCUAGAUCUAAUAAAUUUCAUGACAUUCCAUAUAUUGAUUUUAUCUUUUUUCUAAAAUUCACAAAGAAAUAGUUUUACCAAAGUGCUUUGUUUAACAGACUAAAUUAAAAGGUCUUCACUCAUUUAUUGUGAAUUAUUUCACAUGGGUUGGUAAUAAUAUCUAUGUAAAUAUGAGUAACAGGUGAAUGUGGAAACAUGUAAGGACAUAUGCCCUUAGUUGCGACAACUUUUAUUUUGGGAUCAGGGCGCCAAUCCCAAAUAUAACGGACCAAUGUAAAAUAAAAUAGUAUAUACUAAUCAUGUUAACAAUGAUUUCAAUCAAUUUUGGCCAAAUAACAACAACAAAAACGCUGAAAAUUUAUAACCAUUUUAUCCCCUUAAUUGUAAAAUUGAAAAAAAUUAACUAUUCCUUUGUAAAAGAGAAAGAUACUCUACCAAUCAAAUCCAUCAAGUGCCCGACUGAAAAAGCCAGUGAAUGAUAAUUGAUAACAUAAAAAAUAAAAUGCCCCUUUUAUGCCCCGCGGGAAUCCUUACAAAACGAACAUCAUCUGGACAGGAAUGGUAAGCCAAGAUGCAUAUGAGAUAAUCCUUGGACCAAGAUACCCACCCGCCCUUUUUAGAAAGGGCAUCUGCUGAUACCAUGCUAUACCAUUUCAGCUUCUAUAUGCACGGGGGAUUUCGUGGGCUUCGUCGACUCCACCUCGGGUAUGGAAUCUUGCUUCCUGUUCGCAAUGGACAAGAAACGGGAGUGGUACGAAGCCAGGAGCUUCUGCAGAGACCAAUCAGCUGACUUGGCCUUCCUGGAUGACGGCGACCUCCACUUCCAAAUCAUCGAUUACAUCGUCUCACACAGGGAUUGGAGGGACGAAGGUUUCCACAUAGGAGGCAACGAUGCUGACGUUGAAGGACAAUGGAACUGGGUGAUGCCCCAACAGCCCAUGGAUAUGGGGCACCACUGGUGGCCGGGACAACCUGACGGAGGCAGAAAGGAAAACUUCGCCUGUCUCUAUACUCCAGAUUUCUUCUUUAAUUCCUGUGUUAAUGGACAGAGGCUGUACACCCUCUGCAGAGUAUAAAAAGAGAGAAAGAGGAUGUACACCCUCUGCAGAGUAUAAAGGGAGAGAGAAGAGGAUGUACACCCUCUGCAGAGUAUAAAAAGAGAGAAAGAGGAUGUACACCCUCUGCAGAGUAUAAAGGGAGAGAGAAGAGGAUGUACACCCUCUGCAGAGUAUAAAAA
Molecule: messenger RNA, 1436 nt
Organism: Macrobrachium nipponense
Lineage: Eukaryota; Metazoa; Arthropoda; Malacostraca; Decapoda; Palaemonidae
Exons: 3
Coding region: 907-1275 (122 amino acids)
Source: RefSeq, a predicted model, not a curated record